AUGAACAUACCUCGACUCUCACACCGACGAGCAGAGUCCGAUCUGCGUAUCAAGAGUCCUUUUGCAGGCCGUCCUGUUGCCAGACCACCUUUGGCAGCACCGGACGAUCAGAGCAACAUGGAGGAUGUGCCGCGAAAGGUUUCAAGACCUAUAAGCAUGCCAUAUAUGGAGAAUGGUAUGCGGUGGAUGGAGAAGCAGGAAGCCAGGUCAUUGCGAAUGGCUUUGGAAGAUAUGGAUAUUGACAAGGACAAGAAGGUUCACGAGGCAGCACAAGAUGAGGCAGCUGAACUUGUAUGGAAGCAUCAGAAUCCUGGAGCAGUAUCUGCGAAUCCUGAUACCGCAUACGCAAACCCAGACGCCAAGCGAGAUUAUCGCUCGCACUUGAGGAAGGGCAGCUAUACGCGUAGUCACAGUCAGGACCAGGUGCCGCUGGCUGUGUCACGAAAAUCAUCUGCUGGAAGUCAAGAUGUUGUGCAAGAUGCACCACUCUCCGGUAGACCAGCUGAAAGUGGAGUCCGCAAGGUCAGUCCACCUAUGGCUACCAUACCGGUGCAGAAAAAUCGUUCGCCAUCUGGGAAAAGCUAUGGCGGUCUUGCGGAAGCAGUGGACCACGACAUUGCGAAAGCUUUCCGAAGAUCGAGCGGGGGCAGCAAGCGGAUCAUGAGUGGUGAAAAGUCGUACAUGAACAAGCACGAUCGGAUAUGGGAAGAUCCAGAAGAGGGACACAGUCGAGCUCAGCCGUUGGAAGUUGUGCCAGAACCAAUAAAGCCAGCCAUUACGCCGAUCCAGCCCCCAUCAUAUAUGAGGAAGAAUCCUUUCGCAAGAGUCAGAGUCCAGCAGCAAGGCCGACUCGAGCAUAGUACAUCAGCGCCAGUUCUACCCGUGGCGAAACAUAACAGUGUAGACAUACAACGCAACCCGCCGAGCCAAAGCAGAAGGGCUUGGUAUACUGCGAACGAGCCCUUGCCGCCAACACCACCAUCAUCUCGCGAUGAGCCAGCGGACGAAGUAGCGCCAAAGGCGACACCUACGAAGGAUGGAAUCGAGUUGCGUGGCGACGAUAUCCGUGCCGCUACAAGCAAGCAGCGCAAAGACCGUAGCCCUAGGCUGCCUCAGCCAACGCUGGUCAGUGAUAAGCCUGGACGGCCAAUCGUGAGCUUCAGACAGGAUACUGGACCAAAAGAGGUUGUGCUGCAAGAGGUGCACGCCAAGGCCUUGUCCGAACCACAUAACUUUAGAGGAGCAAGCGCACAUUUUCGUGCUGCGUCGCCUCCCAGCGUGCCAGUGAUACAAGUCAACGACAUGGCAGCACCUCCAAUCCCAACGAUAAUAUGUCCCGACAACCCAGAGAUUCCUAGCAUCGUGCUGCCAGAGGAGCCAGACUUUGCAUCUUCAAGCUUUACUUCACAGCCACCGACUCCUUCAGUGAUUAUUGACCCGCCUGUGAUAAACGUGAGCGGGCCUGACGAUGCACAAUUGCCUCUCGACAGGCCCGCAAGACGACCAUUACCAGUGCCAACUCGUCCUGGUCUUACACACCACGCAGCUACAACACCUGUUCCAAUGGCCUCAACACAUCGCACAGUCUACACUCGCCAAUCUGGCAUACUAUGCGCACAUUGUGCUCUUCCAAUCGCCGGCCGCAUCCUCAGCGCAGCAGGAGAGCGUUUCCACCCCAAAUGCUUCGUCUGUCAUGAAUGCCACACGAACCUCGAAUGCGUUGCCUUUUACCCCGAGCCGGAGAAGCAGCGCGGAGAGCGAGUCACUCGGAUACAAGCUCGCUCUAUCGGAGCAGAAGUCCCUGGAUGCGAAGAUAUGGCCGACGAUGAGUACUACGAUCUCGAAGCUAGGGAUGGCGACCUAAGUCUCCGCUUCUAUUGCCAUCUUGACUUUCACGAGCUAUACAGCCCGCGGUGCAAGAGCUGCAAAACACCCAUCGAAGGCGAAGUCAUUGUGGCGUGUGGGGCAGAAUGGCACGCGGGCCACUUCUUCUGCGCGCAGUGCGGCGACCCCUUCGACUCGUCAACGCCUUUUGUGGAGAAGGAUGGAUAUGCUUGGUGUGUCAAUUGCCAUACGAAUCGCUACAGCUCGAAAUGCAGGAAGUGCAAGAAGCCGGUCACGGAUUUGGUGGUCAAGGCUUUGGGGAGUGAUUGGCAUAAUAAGUGUUUUGUUUGCAUGGAGUGCAAUGGAGAGUUCGAUGACGGGCGAUACUUCCUUAGAGGAGAAUCGAGGGACCCUGUCUGUGUGCGGUGCGAGGAGAGGCGUCUCAAGGCGUAG
Molecule: messenger RNA, 2277 nt
Organism: Recurvomyces mirabilis
Lineage: Eukaryota; Fungi; Ascomycota; Dothideomycetes; Mycosphaerellales; Teratosphaeriaceae
Exons: 2
Coding region: 1-2277 (758 amino acids)
Cellular component (GO): Z disc; nucleus
Molecular function (GO): transcription coregulator activity
Source: RefSeq, a predicted model, not a curated record